UCUCCCUUUCCAAGAUGGCGGCGGCCGAGGCCUCCGCUUCGUUCCUGGGCCUGGGCCCCGGUUCCCGUGACCCCAGUUCCGGUUCCCGGCGCCGGUCCCGGGGGCCCCGGAACCGGAAGAAGGGUUGGAAGCGGCUGUCGGGCCCCGAGGCCCAACUGGGCCGCGAGGUCAGCGACUUCCUGGAGGAGGUGGCCUCGGAGCAGCGGAUCACGGGAGGCCUCAUCUCAGAGCAACCGGACGAAGGCCUCUUCUUCCUGGACACUGGGAACGCCACCAAGGACAAGGGCCGCCCCUCCCCCCCCCAGAAGCCUCUCCACGUGGAUCUGGUUCUGCAGCCGCUUUCCAAGGUGCCGGCACCCAAAGACAUCCUCGCCCACCAGAUUCCCAACGCCCGGAAGCUUCGGCACCAUCGGGAAUUCUGGGCCAAGCAGGCGGCAAAGGGACGAUUCCCACGGGAAGAGCGGCGCCUCCGGAGCCGCCUCCGGAGGGAUAAACCCCCCCCCGCCCCCCCCCACCGGGAAAAGGGGCGCUCGGACCCACAGAGGGACUUCUAUGACCUGUGGGGGGCCCAUAACCCUCUGGACCAGGCACUGGUGGGGCAGGACCCAUGGUUCCUGCAGCAGACCAAGAAGGCCAAGAUCAAGCGUCCCACGCGGCUGCAGCCGCUUCCGGAGGUGCCGGCUCUGGAGGUCAUCGAUGGCGGCGGCUCCUAUAACCCUGCCUUUGGGGAGCACCAGGCACUGCUGUUACGGGCACACGAGGAGGAGCUGAAGAAGCAACGGGAAGAGCAGAAACUGGAGCGGAGGCUGAAGAUCCCGGACGGAAUUCCGCUUCCCACCCCUGAGACAGUGCUCCAGGAGCAGUGCGAGGGGCUCCUGGAGGAGGAGGAGGAGGAGGAGGAGGAAGAGCAGGAUAAGGAAGUGGAGCCUCGGGAAGCUCCAAAGGGAUCCAAGGGGAAGAAGACGGAGCAGCAGAGGCGCAGGGAGAAGGAAGCGCGAGCGCUGGCGCAGCAGCAGCGGAGGGAGGCGGCCGCGCGGCGCGCGCGCCAGGAGCUGUUCCGGUUGCGCGCCCUCCGCCGUCACGUGACGCGCGCGGAGGCGGAGCUCCGGCGGCGGCGCGCGCUCAGGGCGGCCGCGCGCGCCGCCGAGAGGUCACGACCCCGACGCGUGGGGAGGCUGCGGUACCAGGCGCCAGCUCUGGACGUGCAGCUGAGCCACGAGAUCCCCGAGUGCCUGCGGGGGCUGAAGCCGGAAGGCAGCAUCCUCCGGGAUCGCUUCAAGAGCUUCCAGAAGCGGAACAUGAUUGAGCCAAGGGAAAGAGCCAAGUUCAAGCGCAGGUAUCGCCUCAAGUAUGUGGAGAAGAGGGCGUUCAGGGCCGUGACGUGA
This is a messenger RNA of Melopsittacus undulatus (budgerigar), 1385 nucleotides long. It is a transcript of the gene NOP53, whose product is annotated as NOP53 ribosome biogenesis factor. Gene Ontology annotation, cellular component: nucleolus. Bases 15 to 1385 code for a protein of 456 amino acids. Gene Ontology annotation, molecular function: 5S rRNA binding. Gene Ontology annotation, biological process: ribosomal large subunit assembly; rRNA processing. The transcript is spliced from 12 exons. The record is from RefSeq and is a predicted model, not a curated record. NCBI's taxonomy places the organism in Eukaryota, Metazoa, Chordata, Aves, Psittaciformes, Psittaculidae.